AUGGAGGAGGCAGUACCCGAGAAGCGAAUCGGGUCGCUAAUUAACUCCGAAAUAAAACAGUUACGAAAACGCGAAGACGAGUUGUACGAAUCCAGAAAGGAACUUGGACUGCCAACGCUAGAGGAAAUGAUGGAGCAGUGGAAGCACGGUGUUCAGACUGCGACGUUGAGACCUACUGCCCGUUAUGACCAUGCGAAUACCCGAACGAAACCUGUCCUGCGGCCAUCACAAGUGAACUCACCUCAUGAUUCCUUGGAUUGUUAG
This is a messenger RNA of Cooperia oncophora, 264 nucleotides long. The record is from the annotation of a GenBank genome assembly. Lineage: Eukaryota; Metazoa; Nematoda; Chromadorea; Rhabditida; Trichostrongylidae.